AUGCACGCCGACCAGGCUGUGCUCGCCGCCGUCCACGCCCUGGCGCAGUCCCCGCUCCGACCGGGCGUCCUCGACGACGUCACGGACGUGGCCCAGCUACGCAAGCAGCUCGAGACCCAUUUCGACGUCAACCUCACCGAGCCCGAGGCUGCGCACGCCGGCAUGGCGCGCGCGCUGGAGGAGGAGCUCCGCCAGCUGGAUGGCGAGCUCGAGCUCGAGCAGCACGCGACGAGAUUAGUUCGCGGCGGCGACGUCGCCCCGUCGCCCGGCGGAAACCCGAACGACGCUCGCGGCGCCAACGGCCGCCGGUCCCUCCGCGGCGCCGCGGCGCGCGGGGCGACGGGCCCCGCGGGCGUCGGCGCCGUCGCCGCGCAGGCUGCCGAGGAGUCGAUGAAGCGAUCCAGCACCACCGGCGCGUCGACAGAGUGGCCCCACGGCUUGGCCAAGACGCUCAAGAACGACGGUCGCGACUCCCCGCGCGUCCAGUCGUCGCGCGGUAACGGCAAGAAGUCCGCCAACGGCAACGCGGGCGGCGUCGCGCCGGGCGGCGGCGGCGGAUCCAAGUCGAAGAAGGCGGGUGCGGGCGGCGGCGGCGGCGGCGGCUCGAUUGAGCGGCUUGAUCAGUCGGCGAACGCGGGCGGGCGACGGGGCGGCGCGCAGGGAGCGAGCGAUCGCAGGCUGUCCGUGAGCGCCGCGGCGACGCCGGCGGUGAAGGGCGAGCGCCCCGCGGGCCCGCUGACGACCCCGUCCCCGACGAAGGACGGCGAGGACCCCUCGAAGUCGUGCGAGAGCAAGAAGUGCAACUGCAAAAAGUCCAAGUGCCUGAAGCUGUACUGCGAGUGCUUCGCCGCGGGGGUGUUUUGCCACGAGUGCUCGUGCCAGAACUGCCAAAACACGAGCGAUAACGCGGGCCUGGUGCAGAUGACCCGGCAGCAGAUUGAGCUGAGGAACCCGAACGCGUUCGCGGACAAGAUUGUCGCAUCCGGCGACGGCGGCGGUCAGCACAAGAAGGGGUGCCACUGCAAGAAGAGCGCGUGCCUCAAGAAGUACUGCGAGUGCUUCCAGGCUGGCGUGCUGUGCCAGGAUUACUGCAAGUGCGACGGCUGCAAGAACAAGGAGGACAACGGACAGUUUGGCGGUCGGGGCGGAGCGGCGGCGGCCAAGCCCAUUCGGAUGCCGACCCUCUCUGGCCACGGCACCCAGGCUGCGGCCAUCGCCGCGGUCGAGGAGGCGGCGAUGUUCAUGGCUUCCGAGAAUGACCACCACGGGUUGAUCAUGGAGGAUCUCAUGCACAUGAAGUCCCCCGGUCGCGUGGGCCUCAUCAACGCCGGCCUCAUGUCCCCCGGGCGCUUCGGCAUGGGUUUGAUGUCCCCCGGCCGCGGGCUGGUCAUGUCGCCCGGCAGAGCCGUCCUCGCCGCGGUUGACGGCCUCGGCCUCGACCUCCUCCAGUCCCCGCCCAAGGCUGCCCCGCCCGAGGCGGCCACGCCCGCCGCGGGCAGCAACGCCAGUGGAGGUUCCAACAGCGUCGGUGCGACGCCGAUGAAGGCCCGGGGUGAGACGGUGUCGCCGCUAACCCCCGGCAGCGGGCGCGGGACGAUUCUUCGCGCGGGGCCCGGGCGUCUGACCCUCACGGGGGGAUCCGCCAUAAACACCCGCAGCAAGGCGCCUCCGCCCCGCUUCGACGGGAAACCUAACGCCAACUCCGCGAAGGGCCCGAUGGUGACCCCGACGGUGACGCGAUCGUCGAGGAAGACGAGGAGCUUCGGGGCGAUGUCCGGCAGCCACGACGCGGCGCUGGCUGGGGGGAUGAUCACCACCCUCGGGUCACCCGUGCCCUUGUCCACUCCGGAGGGGUUCGAGUGA
Micromonas commoda is the source of this 1863-nucleotide messenger RNA. RefSeq names its product tso1-like transcription factor. The coding region runs from base 1 to 1863 and encodes 620 amino acids. The transcript is spliced from 2 exons. The record is from RefSeq and is a predicted model, not a curated record. Gene Ontology annotation, cellular component: nucleus. Lineage: Eukaryota; Viridiplantae; Chlorophyta; Mamiellophyceae; Mamiellales; Mamiellaceae. Gene Ontology annotation, biological process: regulation of DNA-templated transcription.